AUGGGCGACGAGUUGACGACAGAGAUCGUGCAGCUGAUCGCUACUUCUCGUGGGUCCGUCGGCAACUCGACGGCAUCACGGCCAUCUAUUUCGAAGACACAGGCUAGUGUUGUUCAUGUUGAGGGUCUCGCUCCGAUGUUUCUCAAAAACGCCAUCAGAUCUCAUCUUCAUUUCUCACAGUUAAAUUCAUGGAUUUCAAUGCAAAGCGGUCGCUUACCGGAUGGUGUAUCAUGCACGUAUAGAAUUCAUCUCUCUGCCGGUGAAUUAAGCAGAAGAGAUGACGAAGUCACGGAGCACACGUUUCCGGUGUGUCGAAUGGAUCGUCAGAGUGUGUUGGUUGUCUCUGUGAAGUACGUGAAAGCUGAACAAAUGCCGGUACCUGUUGGAUUGUGCCUUACACUUGGUGUUCUUCCGAUUGAUCAGUGGCUUAUGCCAAGUCCACUGGAAUCGCCAACCGACGACGGUCCACUGAUUGCUUCAUCUGAGGCUGUUACGAUCUCCAGUUUGAAACAUAAGCCGCUGCCACCUGCGUCACCGCCUAGUCCAGAUGGUCCGUCACCGAAAUUUUCAGCCAUCGCUGGUCCGAAUGAUGAGCGUCCUGCUCGUCGAGUUCUCUCGACGCACAUGUCGACGAGGACUGAGAAUCGACAAGAUUCCAAGGAGAUCGAGUUGCUGGCCAGCCGACUUCAGGUCAUACAGAGUGAUCACGGGCGUCAACGAUCGAAAACCCGCGGAUCUAUUUUCAACAAGAUCACUGGAUUGCCGUUGCAUUCAAGUCCAGCUCCACUGUCUCGGCAACGAAAUAACGUAGCAGCGUCGGAUAUGGUACUGCCGAAAUCACGACGAUGUCGCCAGCAACCAAGUAGUCUUCUAGGAAAUUUCGAGGAAAGUGCGCUGAAUGGACGAUUGGACCCCGUGAAAACACUCAACGGCUUUAAGUUACAACUAGAACUGCUGUGGUUGUUUUCGUUAUUCAACUCCCUAUUCAUAUUGGUGGUCUACUUUAACAUAAACUAUAAACAGCUAAAUAUACUGCUUUUCGAUUCAUUUCUACGUUUUCAGACUCUGUUCAAUCCUCAGGAUACGGUAGUAAAAGUGUUCGUUAUCACGUACGAUAUAAGUGAUAUGCCGCCAUCAUCACAAACUUUUAUCCGACAACGGACGUUCAUUGGAAACGACGGCGAUUCGAAAGUGGACAGACAUCUUGUUAAUCUCAUACAUUUUCGGCUGGCCACAGAUCGUCGAUGUCGUCUGUAUUUACACACCGACAUUCGAAUGCUUUUCUCCCAAAACAAUACCCUGGACGUCUUGAAUCUGGAGCUGGAGGGUCAUGUUGGUCACGAUUCCGCUCGAUAUCGACUGAUCGCCGAGACGGAGCUACCGCGAAAUCCACGAUAUUCACCGAAGAAGUGA
Molecule: messenger RNA, 1413 nt
Organism: Angiostrongylus costaricensis
Lineage: Eukaryota; Metazoa; Nematoda; Chromadorea; Rhabditida; Metastrongylidae
Source: the annotation of a GenBank genome assembly